Molecule: messenger RNA, 3285 nt
Organism: Dendroctonus ponderosae (mountain pine beetle)
Lineage: Eukaryota; Metazoa; Arthropoda; Insecta; Coleoptera; Curculionidae
Exons: 17
Biological process (GO): synaptic vesicle maturation; dense core granule priming; synaptic transmission, glutamatergic
Cellular component (GO): plasma membrane; presynaptic active zone cytoplasmic component; neuromuscular junction
Molecular function (GO): diacylglycerol binding; syntaxin-1 binding; calmodulin binding
Source: RefSeq, a predicted model, not a curated record
UUAAGAAAGCCCGUUACGUUGGAGCUCAAGCUGCCCAAUUCAAUACUUACGUUACUCUGAAGCUUCAAAACGUCAAAUCUACAACUGUAACAGUUAAAGGAGCAUCGCCAUGUUGGGCACAAGAUUUUUUAUUCGAAACAAGCAAUCUAAAUACAGGGUUAUUAAUAGAGGUAUGGAGCAAGGGCAUGAUAUGGGAUCGUGCAAUGGGAUACCAUUGGAUACCUUUACAGACAGUCCACUAUACAAUCGAGGAGGGUACUGGCCAAUGGUUAUCAUUAGAUGCAGAACUAGUAAUGAAAGACGGAGAAGUAGUUGGUACGAAAAUGGCAACCGGACAUUCUUUGCUGGUCGAUUGCCGCUUCGAACUGCCUUUCGAUCCUGAGAAUAUGGACGCAUCUGAUUUACAAAGAAAAUUAGAAACCUUAAACAAAUGGAUAGACAUGGAGGCCAGAACUGAGCAGGCCAACAGACACUUCAACUUCAUUGGUAGAUCCAAUAGUAAUCACUUUGACAAUGACAUUUCAGCGGGAUAUUCGGAGGAUAGCGAUUACACAUCCGAUCUGAAUUAUCCAGUUGGACAACAUGCGAAUUCUUCCGCGUCUCAAUUCCGCACCGCUGCUCAUCAAUUGAACACGCCUCAAAGAUCGCUCGAAACGAGUCGAGAGAACUCGUACGAGCGAGAAGAGGGCAGUGGUGCCCAGUAUUUGGUCACACAACCGAUAAUACAUCAACAUCAUUUAAGUCCAGGCGGUCAUCGGAGGACCCAACAACAAUCCUCAAAGAGGUUUUCUCCAAACAUUGACGACUACAAUUCCUACAGCAGCAAUAUUCCAGGAGGGACUUUGCGCCACUAUGCGGAGAACAACAUCGACUCGGAUCCGUUGUUUUAUAACAGCAGGCCCAGAAGCAAACCAGAUAUUUUCAGUCAAGAUGUCUGGCAGAGCUGCGAAAGCUCUUUCUACAACCAAAGCAUGGAUAGUGUGGAUGCUGCUUUAUCUGUGGAUCCAGUUUGUUAUGGAAUUCAAGCAGCAGUUAAGAAAGCGUUGAGGAGACCAAGUUUGGAGAGACAAACGACUUUAUAUGAUGAUGCAGCAUGUUAUGACACUGGCCAAACCACGUUUUAUACAGCGGCUGAAGUCACUCAAGUUAACUACGUUAGCAGUUCCAUUUCGUUCAAUCAGAACCAAAGCUGCGAUGAAUAUUACGACAGCUCUUCAUUUCCCUUUCAAGAAGAAAUGUACGGGCAGGACCAAGAGGAUCGCCAAUGGGACUCGGGAGGGAACGUCUACAAUGAAACUGUUCCAAUGAGCAAAUCUGCGGGAAAAUCUGGUAAAAAACUGCCCGCAAUUCCUCUAGCACAAGGGCACAAGCGGAGGUCAUCCACAGCGGCGAUGGAUGAAGGGUACAUGGGAUAUGGCGAUGAUAACUUCCGACCUUCCAUAACAACUCCUUUGGGUAGAAGGAAAAUGCCUCAAAUUCCCACUAAGCGGAGUUCGAGUCGUCAAAGCUCGUACACUGAAGAUAAUUUGAAAACAUUCGAGACGCCUUCACAUCGAGGAGCUAGCCUUCCACCAACCCCAACAAGGAGCUCCAGCAAGGUCUUGGCAAAAGUCCAAAUUCCUGCAAAUUCGGCUUUCAACAGUCUACCAACAACACCUGGCAGACAGCUGCCGAAACCGGAUCCCAACCACCGCAGUGCCAAAGCAAUUCGGAACAAUCGGAUGAAAAGAACCAGUUCUGCAGACUAUGGAGAAACUGAUACUUACGAUAAUUACUACAUAAGAGCAGGUGCGGCAAGUGCUCAGAACUAUAACGAAGACUAUAAUUACGCAUAUCGCAGCAUAGAAGACAACCUUCCAGAAGAAGACAAUCUUGUAACAAGUUUCGCCGCCACAAAACCUUCCGUCAGUGAAACUAGAACUAGUACCGCAAAUAACAUUAAUAGCAUAUAUUUUAACGCACAACACACAAACACUAAUAGUUACUAUUCAAAGCAACUAGGUAGCAAUAGUCCGCUACUCCAGUUCCAGAACACUGAUAGUUUAGAAAGUAAAGAUGAUGAAUUGAAGGAGUCUUCUUUUGAGACAGUUGUGUCGUCAGUGAAUAGCAGCAAUCAGUACAAUCAAGCAAAAUCGAUACCUUACAGUGACUAUGCCAGGUUUUCCAUCGUUGAUGAUGGGGAAAGUAGAACUGCAGCCCAUGUGCCUGAAAGCUUUGGAGACCAUCAUUCCAAAACCAAAGCAAUAUGUGAUACGACUUCGACAACAUCAGUCGCUACUACAAUGAUGAACAAUCAGACUGCAUUACGGAACCAAAGAACCAUGGUUAAACAAGAAUCUGUGGAUCAUUCGUUGACACAUCCCUAUCUCAGUCACCAGCAGUCCAUCGACAAUACUUUCCAGCAAAUUUCAAGCUACAUUGGGACUCAGAUAUCGGACCAGAAACGGAAUAGUUUAGAUAAAAAUCAGGUGAAUGGCUAUCAGCAAAACCAAGUUACUGGGUACACGACGAAACCGAUUUCUUCAUACGACCAAGACACCAAUAAAUUUGCGAAAGAUUCCGGCAGCUUUCAGUCCAAUAAUAUCAGUGGGUAUCCACGAGGAGCUUUGGUUGAACAGUACAGUGAAUACGAAGAAGAGCCGUAUCUGGAAGCGCAAGAAAGUAUUGACAGUUAUGUUGAUGAAGAUGCUGGAAAUACUGGUGGUGGCCACCAAUCUGAUUAUCCGAAGGCGCCGGUUGUUACUAAAGUGUCCACAAAUCAGCAUGACUCUCCAGCAAAUGAUAGCGUUGUUGAUGAGGAAACUGGUAGUUUGCGGAGGGGCUCGUCACAGAUAACAAUUGUAGAUCCCUAUCAUCCUUCGUUGCAACAGAGAUCGUCCGUAUCUCUAGGCAGACGAACAAGUGAUUCUGCAUCUUCUCGAAAACUAUCAGAUAGUUAUCCUGGUUUUGAGGAUACUCUUGGAAGGAAACCAUCAAUAGUUGAUGCUAGUGGAAUUCCACGUCGAGGUUCAGUUCGUCACUCGCCAACAGUAGUGCCAACUGUUACCAUACAAACUGAUUAUCGCGAGAACAUUCCCGAGGAAAAUCACAUUACUAAAUUGCAGCAUGAUGAUUUACAGAAAACUGCAUACGAAGAAGAUGAACAAAAGGAAAAGGUGACUGCACAUGCACGAUGGCUCUGGGCGUUCAACAAGAUUCUCCUGCAAAUUCAUGUAAGUAAAAUGUUUCCCAAUCAGUUGAUAGUUAACUAAUGAUUUAAACUCACAAUGAUAUUAAGUGUUUGUG